Molecule: messenger RNA, 3187 nt
Organism: Hermetia illucens (black soldier fly)
Lineage: Eukaryota; Metazoa; Arthropoda; Insecta; Diptera; Stratiomyidae
Exons: 5
Coding region: 627-2378 (583 amino acids)
Biological process (GO): monocarboxylic acid transport; transmembrane transport
Molecular function (GO): monocarboxylic acid transmembrane transporter activity
Source: RefSeq, a predicted model, not a curated record
UGAGACGAUACAUGAAGUUCUAUGACGACGACUGGCCUGAUAAGACGCGGCUACGGGUAUGUGGCGAGCGACUUGAGUCAUUGAACAUUUCUUUGUUGCUUGGCGUGGCUGCUGUCGGUCAUCGCGGAGCCCACUGCAGCCUCGAUUCUUCUGGUUUCUGUUGCACUAGUCCCCGGUCUGCGGCCUCCGCUCUCAUUUCGGCUUUCGCAAUUCGCGGUUCAGAUUUCUACAUUACACGGGGUUCGCGGAGUGCUUACACAACCGUUCUCACCUGCCCGUCCGACAGCCUUGGAAGCACCACAGUCCACCGGCCUCCCCCGGCUCACGCCUGCCCGAGUAACUUCCGCGGAGCUCGCGACGCGCUGCAUAUGACCUCGCACCCUCAAUGCAAGUGAAAGUGACCACCAAACCGGAAACGGGAAAAUCGCAGGCGGUUUCCGCUGAAAGAUGAGACUGGAUUUCGCUUAGCCUCUGUCGGCAGAUCCAAGCGUCCUUCUGUGAUAUGUUUGUGCUUUCAUAGUUUAUUGUUUAGUUCUGUGCAGUGCAAAUUAAUUUAAUUAGAGUUUUCCAAGUAUUCGCUAAGUAGCUGAAGUGCGCCUCGUUUGUGGCUGUUCCUGAGCGAGGAAAUGAUGAAAACAACAAGGAAAGUCGCCCCGGACGGCGGUUGGGGCUGGGUAGCCACUUUCGGGGUCAGCCUGGUCAAUCUGGCGACACGAUCGAUAGAACCUUCAUUUGGUCUUUUGUUUGGAGAUUUGCUCAAUUCACUAGAAGUCGGGACCACAGGUGCUGCAAUUAUCAUGAGUGCAAUGGACGUCUCAAUGAACUUUUCGGGACUUUUCGUGGGACCAUUAUUAAAGGAGUUCUCCUACAGGAAAGUUGCAGUAGCCGGUUCAAUACUGUGUUCAAUUGGCUUGGCGCUAACCUCACCUGCCGCUAGUAUGGCUCACAUACUGGCAACUUAUAGUGUACUUAAUGGAAUCGGUGUUGGUCUUGCCACGUCAGCAGCUUUCGUAGCAUUGAAUCAUUACUUCAAAAAUAAACGUGGACAGGCCGUUGGGCUUUCAAUGGCUGGUACAGGCAUAGGAAUGUUGAUCAUGCCCCAAUUAGUGCGAAUAUUCUUGGAAGAAUAUGGAUUUCGUGGUGCUGUUCUGAUCCUGGCUGGUGUUGCGCUGCAUGCCGCUUUGGGUUCGGUACUGCUGCAACCAGCUAAAUGGCAUAUGAAGGAAGAGCAAGUUGAUGUUGAACUUAUAUCCGUGCCUGAAAUGAAAACUAUAAAGGAGGACGACGAGGAUUCCUUGCCUGAAAUGAACACUCUACUGUUCAAUAAGGAUAAUCAAAUCAGGAAGAAUUUCUCCGAAGCGGCAAUGAGCACCUUGAAUGGCGCAAAGAAUGGUAUGCCCAAACGACCAACGUUCCCUAGAAUUAUGUCAAACAAUGGACUGUUAGGAGUGCCUGAAUUAGAAGCGUUGUCCAACACAGAACUGAAUGCUAAAAUCAGACAACGAAAAAUGUCAGUCAUGUCGAAUCUUUCGCAUUUGGAUUUCACCGGAAGCACAGUUCACAUUCACAUGAAUGUCGGAGAUGAAGAAUUGGAAAGACACGAUCAGGCGAUUCGGCGGGUUAACACUCACCUUGGAAUGUCUACCUUUCACCGAGACUCUUUCGCCAAAUUGAAACCAGUUUUUGGUCGAACUGAAAGCAUCAUAGGAACUCCAGCACCACCGGAGGAUCCACCGGCAAAGCCUAGCUUUUGGAAACGCUUUGCAGAUCUGAUGGACAUUGGACUACUCAAGGACUUGUCCUUUUUGAAUCUUUUGUUUGGGCUGUCAAUUUUCUACGUGGCAGAGAUGAACUUCAAAAUGGUCACACCCUUCUUCUUCGCUAACUUGGGUUAUAGUAAACUCGAUGUCGCUUUCUGUUUGUCAGUAACAGCCAUUACCGAUAUUGCGGCUCGUAUUGUUUUCCCACCGAUUUUCGACCGUUUGAAUGUGAAGAAGAGGAGUGUUUUCUUGGUGUCAAUUGUUUUCGUGGGUAUCACACGAUCAAUUAUGGCUGAGCAGACUGAUUGGACGAUGUUGAUGGUUUGGCUAUCGAUUUGUGGAUUCUUCAGGGGAUCGGCGCUCAGUAAUUUUACGUUGACUGUUUCAGAGUACUGUUCACUGGAACAGCUGCCAUCAGCUUUUGGCUGGCACCUUAUUGGAAAGGCAAUUUUUGUCUCUGCAUUUGGACCGCUAAUCGGUGCCAUCCGUGAUUGGACAGGAAGUUAUCCCAUCUGCAUUCACGCGCAGAGCGUGUGUAUCUACAUAUGUGCCAUUGCAUGGUCCAUUGAAUAUCUAUGGAAGUACUUAAAGGCAAAGAAGCAGGUGGACGUCGCGUAAUUCUCUUAGAUUUAGGACAUAAACCACCAAAAAUACUUAAAUGUGUGAUAAGAAACUAUACAAAAGCAAAAGACAAAUUAAAAAAAGAAGUUUCAACACUGUUUCAUGUACUGGUAGGACUUUUACUGAAUUAGAUAAUGAAACAUUAACAAAACGCUGGUGCGGACCGUGGUUCACAGCCCGCUCGGCUGCCUUCCUUGUAUGUAGUUAAAAUGACCUCAUAAUUAUUGUAACCGAGGGUGGGUAUCCUGUUUCAGUUGCUUCGGGAUCACAUUUCAAAGUGACUUUAAACUUCAAUUGAAUUCAAAAUCGUGUCCUUGCUACGAGUCAAUACCCACGAUUCCGGGAGAACUGAAACAGGAUGCACCCGAUAUCGACGUGCUUGCAGAAGUACUGCAAUUCCUUCUAGGGUAGGACGCAUUAUCAAGUAGAGACUCUGACGAAAAAGUAUUUUUAGAUUUACAAAUGUGUACAUUACUUUUAUUUUGUGACAACUAUUGACAUAACUAUCAUUGUAUUGACUAGAGAAUAUUUGAUAACUCCCAACUGAUUGAGGCGGGGCAUCUGUUUUUGACGGGGGAUGCUCCGGACUUUAGUAUUUACUUUAUAUUAUACAAGACACAGUUUAACGUUUUACUCAGUUUUUGCCUGUUUUGUAUGAGAGUAUUUUUAUAUGAAAUGCUGUUGUAAUAUUGUUAUAUGUAUGAAUAGACUUUGUAUUAAGGUUUAACCCUGAUUAAGAUGUAGUGUAUGUAGCAAAUUUGUGUCAAAUGUGAGCGUAAAAAAAUACAAACUAGAAUUUGACGAAG